CAUCUCAAAUGAAAAUUUCAAGGGUAGUAUAGGUAUAAAAAAUACGGUAGUCUUAUUAUCAAUUACCAUUACAAUUUUAAUAUCUAUUUCACCCUGCUUGGAUAAAAUCUUGUGUCCUCCACUGAUGGGAAAAUGCAAACAAUCAACUUUUUAUACAACAUGUCAGGGUGUAUGAUGCAUGUAUGUAUUAAUAUUGGAAACCAUCUCUACUCAUAACAAACAUGGCUCUUUACUUUUUAAAGUUACUUCCAAAUAUCUUGUGUUUAACUUCUUAUUCUUCAACUUAAAUAUGUCCAAAUUUAGUUGGUCUUGCUAGAAGUUCCAUCAGCCUCAAAUAUAAGUGAUGAUUGAUCAAUGCCAUGCAUGGAAAUUAGACAUAUGAAACUUACCUUUCAAUUUGUGUCGAAUACAUACAGAACACCAGUAAACAUCAACGAGCAAUAUAAUGCUAAUAAUUAGAAAAAGAAACAAACGAGUACAAAUAAAGAAAUUUGGUUUGUCUGGAUUCGAAUCUAUAAGCAAACAAAGGUACAGAAAUUCCUUAUUUAAUUUCGGUUGGUUGUUGAGUGAUAUUUAACAUGUAUGUCACUCUUAUUGUCCCUAUAAUUAAACAUGUUCAACAUGAAGCUCCAUUUCACUGAUUAAAACAAAUGUACUACCAGUUAUUUCAUAUGAUAGAGUAGUUAAUAGACUUAAGAGUUUCCAUUUUUUAUCAUAAUAACGUCGUUGUCCAGAAAUAUUUUUGGCUGGCUCAGUUUUGUACUAACACGAUCUCUAAUGCUCAACCUUUAACAUAAAUUUCAUGUAUGAGUUUGGGAAGCCUACCCUCCUCACAUAAGCAAGUCAUGAAGUUGUAGACUAAAACUUUAAUGAUAGGAUGAAGUUUCCUUUUUGUUGGAAAAGGUAUAAGUUGCCAUUGUACUACCGAGAAUUGCUCAAUUUUGCCCUUCGUUAUACUUUCGAGAUAUUUAUAUCUUUGUCGUUACUUGUUAGACAAAGCUCCAAUGUGAAAUGGUUGGAUUCUACGUAUCAAAAUAUUUUGUGAAAAGAAAAUACGAAUAUUUCAUAAGAGCUUCUUACUCUUGCAUUUCUUGCAAACCUGUGGAAAACUACUUUAUGAGUCGAGGUCUAUAUAAACAACUUCUCUACCCCACAUAGGUAUAAGUAAGGUUUGCGUACACCUCACCUUCCCUAGACCUCACUUGUGGGAAUAUACUAGGUAUGUUGUUGUUGUGCUUCCGAGAGUUACCCGGUACUUGUGUUGGUGGGAGAUAGCAGGUACCCCGUGGAAUUAGUCAAGGGUCAUGCAAGUUGGCCUGGACACCACAAUUAUAUAAAAAAAAAGUUGCUUGUUUCCUGAGAUAAAAAGCAGUACCAUUAUAUGACGUUAAUACACCACUAUUCAGAGGAUGUUUCAUUUCUUAUCAUUAUUUUUGAGAAGUUGCUUUCCUGACAAAUUUGUUAUAUGGCCAUUCCAAUUCUAAUGGUGUCUUUUGUAGACAAUGAGGGUUAUGCUUUGAAUUGCUUCCAGCAUUCUCCCUGCGAGCUUUUUCUUGAUUGCAUAUUCAGAGUUCAUUUGAGUUCCACAUUCUCUGAAUGGGGCGUUUAAGACUACAAUCUAGUAUCAAGGCAAUAGAAGAGGAGCCGGAAGAUUGCGAGACCACUUCCAAUAAAACUGCUUUAGCUUGUAUGGUUAACUCUGAAAUAAGUGCUGUUUUAUCUGUUAUGAGAAGAAAUGUGAGAUGGGGAGGUCGUUAUGUGUCUGGGGAUGAUCAACUAGAGCACUCGCUAAUACAGUCUGUGAAGACAUUACGUAAACAGAUAUUUUCAUGGCAGUAUCAGUGGCAAACCGUCAGUCCAGCCUUGUAUCUCCAGCCAUUUCUGGAUGUUAUUCGAUCUGAUGAAACUGGGGCACCAAUCACUGGUGUUGCAUUGUCUUCUGUUUUCAAGAUUUUGACUCUUGAUUUUCUUGAUCAUAAUACUGUCAAUGUUGAAAAUGCCAUGCACUCUGUAGUGGAUGCUGUGACCAGUUGCAGAUUUGAGGUAACUGAUCCUGCAUCAGAAGAGGUUGUGUUAAUGAAGAUACUUCAAGUACUUUUGGCGUGCAUGAGAAGUAAAGCGUCAGUUAUGUUGAGUAAUCAGCAUGUUUGCACCAUAGUCAAUACGUGCUUUAGAGUAGUUCAUCAAGCUGGAAGCAAGAGUGAGCUCUUACAGCAGACAGCACGCCACACCAUGCAUGAACUUGUGAGAUGUAUUUUUUCCCACCUUCCAGAAGUUGACAAAAUGCAACAUUCUGUAGUUAGCCGAGGCAGUUCCACCAAAAACAAGGUUGUGGGCCUUGACAAUGAGUGCAGUUUCAACAGCAAGUCAGAGCAUGGUAAUGGUACUUCUGAAUAUGAUAGCCAGCCACUUUCUGGAGCUUUUACUUCUUCUGCUUCCACAGGUCUUCUUAACAGUGUUAUAGAUGAAGGCAUGGUCAUGAGUGAUAAUGGGAAGGACAAUGUUUCUAUUGAUUUACAUUUAAUGACUGAACCAUAUGGAGUUCCAUGCAUGGUUGAGAUAUUUCACUUCUUGUGUUCUUUGUUAAAUGUUGUCGAACAUAUAGGGAUGGGCCCCAGAGCAAAUACCACAGCAUUUGAUGAAGAUGUUCCACUGUUUGCCCUUUGUUUGAUCAACUCAGCCAUUGAAUUGGGUGGCCCGGCUAUACAGAGCCACCCUAGAUUGUUGAGUUUGGUUCAGGAUGAAUUAUUCCAAAAUCUGAUGAUAUUUGGCUUGUCAAUGAGUCCAUUGAUACUUUCAACAGUCUGCAGCAUUGUUCUAAAUCUGUAUCAGCAUUUGUGUACUGAACUAAAGCUACAACUUGAGGCCUUCUUAUCCUGUGUUGUCUUGAGACUUGCACAAAGUCGUUAUGGGGCUUCAUACCAGCAGCAGGAAGUAGCCAUGGAGGCUCUUGUUGAUUUUUGUAGGCAGAAAUCCUUCAUGGUAGAAAUGUAUGCAAAUUUAGAUUGUGAUAUCACCUGCACCAAUGUUUUUGAAGAACUUGCGAAUUUAUUAUCAAAGAGUGCAUUCCCUGUGAACUCUCCAUUGUCUGCCAUGAACAUUCUUGCUUUGGACGGUCUGAUUGCUGUUAUUCAGGGAAUGGCUGAGAGGAUAAGCAAUGGAUGUAGGUCACAGCAAAAUCCAAUAAAUCUUGAGGAGUAUGGUCCAUUCUGGAUGGUCAAGUGUGAGAGCUAUAGUGAUCCUGAUCAUUGGGUACCAUUUGUACGUAGAAGGAAGCACAUAAAGAGAAGGUUAAUGAUUGGAGCUGAUCAUUUUAAUAGGGACCCUAAGAAAGGGCUGGAAUUUCUCCAAGGAACGUAUCUGUUGCCAGAUAAACUUGAUCCCCAGAGUGUGGCUUGCUUUUUCAGGUUUACAGCUGGGCUAGAUAAGAAUCUUGUGGGGGACUUUCUGGGAAAUCAUGAUGAAUUUUGCAUUCAGGUUCUUCAUGAGUUUGCUGGAACAUUUGAUUUCGAAGACAUGAACCUGGAUAUUGCAUUGCGGCUGUUUUUGGAAACUUUUCGACUACCUGGGGAAUCUCAAAAAAUUGCAAGAGUACUUGAGGCAUUUUCAGAGAGAUAUUAUGAGCAAUCUCCACAGAUUCUAGCUAAUAAAGAUGCUGCUUUGCUGUUGUCAUAUUCACUAAUAAUGCUCAAUACUGACCAACAUAAUGUUCAGGUAAAGAAGAAGAUGACAGAGGAAGAUUUCAUUCGAAAUAAUCGGAACAUUAAUGGAGGUAAUGAUCUCCCUCGUGAAUAUCUAUCUGAAUUGUAUCAUUCUAUCUGCAACAAUGAGAUCCGCACAACACCAGAGCAAAGUGCUGGUUUUGCUGAAAUGAACCCAAGCCGCUGGAUUGAUUUGAUGCACAAAUCCAAGAAAACAUCUCCAUAUAUUGUGUGUGAUUCGAGAGCCUACCUUGAUCAUGAUAUGUUUGCCACUAUGUCUGGUCCAACUAUUGCUGCUAUCUCUGUGGUAUUUGAUCACGCUGAACAUGACGAUGUCUACAAAACAUGUAUAGAUGGUUUCUUAGCUGUUGCCAAGAUUUCAGCUUGCCAUCAUCUUGAAGAUGUUUUGGAUGAUCUGGUAGUAUCUCUAUGUAAGUUCACAACUCUCUUGAAUCCUUCAUUGGCGGAGGAACCUGUUUUAGCCUUUGGCGACGAUGCAAAAGCAAGGAUGGCAACUGUUACAGUUUUCACUAUUGCAAAUGAAUACGGUGAUUUCAUCCAUACUGGUUGGAGAAAUAUCUUGGAUUGCAUCUUGAGAUUGCACAAGCUUGGCCUUCUUCCUGCUCGUGUGGCAAGUGAUGCAGCUGAUGACUCAGAGGCACCUUCUGAUACAGGACAUGGGAAGUCCUUGCAUAAUUCGUUAUCUUCUGCUCAUUUGCAAUCCAUAGGUACUCCUAGAAGAUCUUCUGGACUUAUGGGGCGAUUUAGUCAGCUCCUAUCUUUAGAUACUGAAGAGCCAAGGUCUCAACCUACUGAGCAACAACUCGCUGCUCACCAACGCACACUGCAGACAAUUCAGAAGUGUCGCAUUGAUAGCAUCUUUACAGAAAGUAAGUUUCUUCUAGCUGAUUCCUUGCUACAGUUGGCACGGGCUCUCAUAUGGGCUGCCGGGAGACCUCAGAAGGGUAGUAGUUCUCCUGAAGAUGAAGACACUGCAGUAUUCUGCUUGGAACUGCUGAUUGCAAUCACCUUGAACAACAGAGAUAGAAUUAGACUUCUUUGGCAGGGAGUUUAUGAGCAUAUUGCUAGUAUUGUCCACUCAACAGUAAUGCCUUGUGCUUUGAUUGAGAAAGCUAUAUUUGGACUCCUUCGCAUCUGCCUGAGGUUGCUUCCCUAUAAAGAGAACUUAGCUGAUGAACUUUUGAGAUCACUACAACUUGUUCUCAAGCUUGACGCCCGGGUUGCUGAUGCAUACUGUGAGCAGAUUACACAGGAAGUCAGUCGGCUGGUUAAAGCAAAUGCGACUCACAUUCGUUCUCAAAUGGGAUGGCGAACAAUUACUCUUUUACUUUCUAUAACAGCAAGACAUCCAGAAGCUUCUGAAGCAGGAUUUGAUGCCCUGGUUUUCAUUAUGUCUGAUGGAGCCCAUUUGUCCCCUGCUAAUUAUGUUCUUUGCAUCGAUGCAGCAAGAAAUUUUGCAGAGUCUCGUGUUGGACCUGCGGAUAGACCUGCUCGGGCGGUGGAUCUUAUGGCAGGUUCAGUUGCUAGUUUAGCACGCUGGUCCAAAGAUACUAGGGAAGCUCUGGCAGAGACUGAAGCUGUGAAGUUGUCCCAAGAUAUCGGAGAGAUGUGGUUGAGGCUUGUACAGGGACUGAGGAAAGUUAGUUUGGAUCAGAGAGAAGUUAGGAAUCAUGCUCUUUUAUCCCUACAAAUGUGCCUGACAGGAGAUCAUGAAAUUUACCUUCCAAAUAGUCUAUGGUUGCAGUGCUUUGAUAUGGUCAUUUUCACAAUGUUGGAUGACUUGAUUGAACUUGCAUCACAAAAAGACUACCGGAACAUGGAAGAGACACUUGUUCUUUCCUUAAAGCUCCUUUCGAAAGUUUUUCACCAGUUGCUGCAUGAGCUAUCUCAAUUGACUACAUUCUGUAAACUGUGGUUGGGUGUCCUCAACAGAAUGGAAAAAUGUAUGAAGGUGAAAGUCAGAGGUAAAAAAAGUGAAAAGCUUCAGGAAUUAGUCCCUGAACUUUUGAAGAACACCUUGACUGUAAUGAAGUCUAAGGGGGUACUUUUCAAGAGGAGUGCCCUCGGUGGAGAUAGCUUAUGGGAAUUGACUUGGUUGCAUGUAAAUAACAUUGCUCCUUCUCUGCAAUCUGAGGUUUUCCCUGAUAAUGAUUCAGAAAAUGUACAGCCUGAUCCCGUGUUUGCUGAAACCAAUCCAAAUGAAUAGCUUGUUGAGUAAUUAUUCAACCUUGCCUCUUCAAGUCAUCAGGAGAAGUCAUGUUGGUGGCAAUUUUCGCACUACGGAAGGGGAAGGAUUACUGUAGUCUUGUCCCAGAAAGAGAACACAAAGAGAUGAAUGUCUGGUGAUUUUCUUCCAGAAAUUUCAACAAAGAUCUUUCUCAGAUAAUUGUGUUGGAUUGAGCUCAUAUGUACAGAACACAGCUUUUACCCUUUUGAUCUGUCAGUGUGUUGCUGCACGAGUUCUACUAAUCUGCCUUACAUUCAUAAUAUAUUUGUAUUAGUCUGUUCAAUUCAACAAAUUUACCUUUUCGGGAUCAGCCCAUUCUGUAUUUGAUAAUUUUUUCAUAGGGAAUGUUGUUUUUCCAAAUUUUCAAACUCUAAGCUUGUUAAAGUACCAUGGUAUUGAAUGUCUAGUGGCCUUUGUAGUU
This is a messenger RNA of Solanum dulcamara, 6370 nucleotides long. Its product is annotated as ARF guanine-nucleotide exchange factor GNOM-like. The record is from RefSeq and is a predicted model, not a curated record. The transcript is spliced from 2 exons. Bases 1597 to 5928 code for a protein of 1443 amino acids. Lineage: Eukaryota; Viridiplantae; Streptophyta; Magnoliopsida; Solanales; Solanaceae. Gene Ontology annotation, biological process: regulation of ARF protein signal transduction. Gene Ontology annotation, molecular function: guanyl-nucleotide exchange factor activity.